This is a messenger RNA of Jaculus jaculus (lesser Egyptian jerboa), 2599 nucleotides long. It is a transcript of the gene Ndc1, whose product is annotated as NDC1 transmembrane nucleoporin. Gene Ontology annotation, molecular function: protein-macromolecule adaptor activity. The transcript has 18 exons. The coding region runs from base 24 to 2060 and encodes 678 amino acids. NCBI's taxonomy places the organism in Eukaryota, Metazoa, Chordata, Mammalia, Rodentia, Dipodidae. Gene Ontology annotation, biological process: nuclear pore organization. Gene Ontology annotation, cellular component: nuclear pore transmembrane ring. The record is from RefSeq and is a predicted model, not a curated record.
GCAGAGCGGGCUCCGCCAUCGCCAUGGCCACGGCCCCGGCGACGGCGAGCGGCGCGGGACACGGCGGCUCCAGGAGCAUCCUUUGGCGCGUUUUGGGCUGGAGGAUAGUGACGAGUGUUGUGUGGUCAGUGACGCUUCUGCCCAUCUGCACUGCGGUGUUCACAGUCUUCAGCAGGAUCGACCUGCUUCAUCCUAUACAAUGGCUGUCAGGUUCUGUCAACCACCUGUACAGUCGCCAUGCGAUUGUCUGUCUCCUGCUGCUGUCCGUGGUCAUAGUGAUAAUCAGCAUUUUCAAUGUGGAGUUUUAUGCAGUUGUACCCUCCAUACCUGGCUCCAGACUGGCCCUGAUAGGAAGGGCCCUCCGCCCUCAGCAGCUCCUGCACUCGGCCGUGCACGCGGCCAUGGGAGCGGUGACGGCGUGGUGUGCGGCCGUCCUCGCCCAGGGCCCCUUCAGCUCUCUCACCGUUCCCUGCGCUGGCGCCGAGAGCUCGGACAGCCCCGCCGAAGAGCGCUGCCUGAAUGAGGGUCACCUCUUCUUCCUCCUGGCUGGAGCGUUCACGGGCCACAGCUACAGCCUCCUGUACUUCGCCAACAACAUGAACUACCUCCCGUUUCCCAUCGUGCAGCAAUACAAAUUCCUGCGUUUCAGGAGAUCUCUCCUCUUACUAGUUAAACAUAGCUGUGUGGAGUCACUGUUCCUGCUUAGAAAUUUCUGCAUUGUCUAUUAUUUCCUUGGCCAUAUUCCCAAAGCUUGGAUCCGCGGCGCUCUGGAUCUUCCCGUAGAUGAGCGCAUGCCCCGGCCUCUCGACACAGUGGGCGGCCUCUUGAGCUUCUCGCUGCUCUACCACGUCUGGCUCUGCGGGGUCUUCCUCCUGGUGAUGUGGCACAUCUCGUGGGCACUCUUCAAAAUCUAUGCCACGGAGGCUCACGUGUUCCCUGUUCAUCCACCAUUUGCAGAGGAAUCAGAUGAAUGUCUCCCGAAGGUCUUGAAUACCAAUCCCCCCCUUAUCAUAAAGUAUUUAGCCUUGCAGGACCUGAUGUUACUUUCCAAGUAUUCUCCUUCUCGAAGACAAGAAGUUUUCAGCCUCAGCCAACCAGGUGGACACCCCCACAACUGGACUGCCAUCUCGAGGGAGUGUCUGACUCUUUUAAGUGAUAUGACUCAGAAACUGAUUCUCCACCAGGAAGCUGCUGCUUCAAACGGGAGAGUGCCGUCUUCAUUCCCCGCGGGCCCCAAGAAGCUCAGUUCCACAGAAGAGACCGCUUUUCACACACCCAAAUCCAGCCAGGUGCUUCGGCCUUCCAUGCCCCCCUUAGUGAAAACAUCGCUGUUCUCUUCAACACUGCCCACGCCGGAUGUUUCAAGUCCCCGCUCGGCCCCGUUUGGCUCCGCUGUGGGGAAUCGCAUGGCUGGAAUACUGGACGCCAGCCCCUGCUACGGGUCUCCCCGCAGUCCCCAGCUCACCAGGAGAGGGCCGCGGCUCUGGACUUCUGCGUCUGUAGAUCAGGAAGCACCUGAGUUUUCUAACCCAUUUCCUUACACCCCUGUUACUGCUGAGGGUAAGACAGUGAGACCGCCCAACGUGAUCUACUUGUGGAUUCAGAAUAAGCGUGAGCAGAUUAAGAACUUCUUGUCAAAACGGGUGCUGAUAAUGUAUUUUUUCAGUAAGCACCCAGAGGCCUCCAUUCAGGCUGUUUUUUCAGAUGCCCAGAUGCAUAUCUGGGCCUUAGAAGGUCUGUCUCACCUGGUGGCGGCAUCAUUCACGGAAGAUCGAUUUGGAGUUGUCCAGACCUCACUUCCCGCUGUGCUGCACACCUUGUUGACACUGCAGGAGGCAGUCGACAAGUACUUCAAGCUUCCUCACGCUUCGAGUAAACCACCCCGGACCUCAGGAAGCCUUGUGGACACUUCCUAUAGGACAUUAAGAUUUGCGUUCAGAGCCUCACUGAAAACCGCCAUCUACCGAAUCACUACUACAUUUGGCGAACAUCUGAAUGCCGUGCAAGCAUCUGCAGAGCAUCACAAAAGACUUCAGCAGUUCCUGGAGUUCAAAGAAUAGCUAAGUAAUGUAAACUGCGUUCCCUGCUCUGCUGAUACAAGUACAGAUGGGCCAGUCAUGUUCAGCAUUCCUGGAUCAGAAGAAAACGGACUAAUUAGAAGCUUCCUUUGUCGUGGUGGUUGCUUUGAAAACUAUACUUUAAUGGGAGAAAUCAUGGAAAGAAAUUCUCAACAGAAUAACCAAAAACUGCCUUUUCUGUACUGAAUACAUUUUGUGUGUGUGUGUGUGUGUGUGUGUGGUAUAAUAAAAUCUUUAUUCCAUCUAACAGGAGCAUCUGUGAUGGCAGAACUGUCUCUUGGUCAUAUAACUUUAUAACUGCUUAGAAUUUUUCUAGAAUUUACUUUCGCGAAGAGUGGAGCCAGUUUCCAAGUUUAAACAGGGUCACUUGAUACAAGCCCAUCCUAACUGGUCAAAGGGUUUAGUCCGCUCUGAACUCAAAAUAUGUUUCACUCUCUCUGUGAUUAGUUUGUUUUUGUUUGCUGAAGAAUAAAAAUGGUAACUUUUGAGAAAAAUUCACAGUAAAAAUAUUGUCAUCUGGG